GGCUUCAACCAGUUCGCGUUCAGCGCUCAAACAUUGGAGACGUUUCGUUACUGUUGGCGUUGUUGAUGAGUUGUGUGUUGCGCUUCUGCUGCCCGAUUUCGCCGACAAUCUCCCCAGCGCCACAGCGGAAGCGGAGGAAGCUCUCAAGUUUAUCUGUGACCACCACUGGCCACUGAUAGUGUUUUACAACGCGCCACGCGAGAAAAUACUGUAACAGUAGUAAGUGUAGGUGUUUCGUGUGGAUUUCAAAACAAAUAUUUCGAGAAAUAGAGUGCGUUUUGGAGAAAGAAAAACAAAAACGCUAAAUUGAAGCAACAUUUCAAGUGAGACGGCUCAUGGUGAAGUUUAAUGAAAUCGGUGGAUGGUUCGGCCUCUGUUUUGUAGGCCAAUUUCACAGUCCCAUCGACGAAGAUUUGGAAGUGCCGCAAAACGUGUUUAACUCUCCUCACAUGCAUUUCUUGCUUUUUUUUCUCUCUCCCCUCGUCCCGUGUGCAGCCUUACAAACGCAAUAGCGAAAAUCGAAAGUGAGUGCAAAAUAAACCGGGAGGGGCAAAGGAAAAGGAAACCAAAAGUUUGCAACGGAUUGGUUACCCACCGGUUGCAAAGAAGUUGCCCAUUGCCGGCCAGCGCGGAGUAUCGUGUGAAUUUUUGAGCCACUUAUUUUGGCGAAUUCUGUGUUGUCGUUGUUGUUAUUGCUAUCUUUUGUAUGGAAAAUUUCACCACCCCAUGUUCGAUUACGGAUUGCCUUAGCGGUUUUAACGGGCAGUAGAGAAGCGGUGUCAAGCAGAAUUGGAAACGCGCCGCGUCGAGGGACGUUUGCGGAAUACGGCUGCGCGAAUUAUAUCGUCUGAAACGCGGUCCAAACACAUUUGCCUGAAGUUCAUGGACAUUUGAGGAGUGUGUGGCCAAAACGGUGGCAGUGUAAUACUCAACCGGCUUAGGAAUAUGUAAACUAUUCAUUGGUCAACAAGAACGAGUUGGAGGAGUAAGCGAAAAUAAGGAGGCUGAACUAACGGAGUAAAGCUAACCGAAAUCGGUAACAAACUCGUCCAACUAGGAAGUGAAAAUAGAAGACACAAUGCCGGCUUACGCAGGAUUCGAGAACUUCGCGUAUCCACGCAGAUCGGUGGAUUCGAUCUACUACUCGCCCAAAGAAUUUGACUCGGCUGAAGAGUCGGACUGCAUGCGACCGCUACCGGUGCCCAUGCGGAGACCGAGCGUAAUUGACACCCUUGGAAUGACGGAUAAAAUCUUCAGCCGACGGUACGUCGAUCCGUGGGAUUUGGAGAAUUAUGUCUACAUAAGGAGACAGGUGCUAGAUCCGACCUCGGAAUCGGAGAUACCUCCAUCGCCGGCUGGGGAGCCAAUUCAAUCCAAGUUUUACUACGUUCCGGGAGAUUUGGAGGACUGUCACGAAUGCGGUCCCGAAAUCGUCAGUCCACUUAAGGAGCAUAUGAUCCAUGAUGAACUGGACGAUGACGACGAUGUGGAGGAUGAAGAUGUUGAUGGUCAGGAAGAGGACGAGGAGGAAGAAGAGGAUGUGAUGGACGAUGAACUGGAAGCGGACGAGUUGGACGUGGAAAAUGAAGAUGAGGAAGGAUUCUACAGUGAGCGGUAUGACGUAGUCAUGGAGGAGGACAGCAUCGCCGGGGAUGAGCUUGUUUACAGUUCAUACACAGAUUUGGAUUCAUCAUCGCCGGACCAUCCGAGCUCGUGCGACAGCACCAUGUCCACCUUGCGGCUACAUACGCCCGGUUUUGGUAAGACAAGCCGGCGACCGAUCGUACUUCCCAAACCCGUACCCCACCUCGAAUUCCCAGGUCCACCCUCGUACGAUUACUACGAAGCAAGCUGCUGCUACAUGCCCCUGUCGCCAGCCAUUCCCCCGCAUCACAUCCCGCUGCUGGAACCUCCAACCGUUUCCCCGAGUAUUGCCAGCGGUGGGGACUACUAUGCGCUCAACGAUUGCUUCGAGUGUGCCCGCCAGGAGGUGGACCACAUCCCACUGUACGCUACCAGCCGCCAGACCAGUCCGAUGCAUCGGCGCUCCCGGAGCGUCAGCGUGGCCAGUAUGAGCGUCGCGAGACGGCCCAGCCACAUCGGAAUCUCCCCACCGGUGAUGGACCCUGCCACAGCGGUGUCGAUCGCAGCGACCAAUGCUAACGUAUGUUACACUCCGCAACAUUUCAGUCUCAGCAAGAAGGGUCUGCUGCAGAUCGAUUACUCGUGCAACUGGGACAACCUGGAUCGAUACAUCGCGAAAUGAGGCGUCACCAGUUCCCCCGUGCGCCCCACAAGCAGUGGUCGGUUACGUUUUUUUUUUUUGGUUCUUUUUAACACAACAAUGCUCAAUUUAUUUACCGAUUAAAUAAACAUGAGACAGACGCGCGCGCUUACUUACACGAUUACUUUGUUUUUAGAAGGAUAAGAAGGAAUGUAUUUAAACAAAUCAGAAGCUCUAACCAAUGUUGUACACUGUAAAUAUGGAACGUAUGGAGAUUUAAUAAAGUUAUUCAGUGGUAGUUGUUUAAGUUGAAAAAGUAAA
Messenger RNA from Toxorhynchites rutilus septentrionalis, 2545 nucleotides. RefSeq lists its product as uncharacterized. The transcript has 5 exons. The coding region runs from base 1079 to 2266 and encodes 395 amino acids. NCBI's taxonomy places the organism in Eukaryota, Metazoa, Arthropoda, Insecta, Diptera, Culicidae. The record is from RefSeq and is a predicted model, not a curated record.